Messenger RNA from Colletotrichum aenigma, 933 nucleotides. RefSeq lists its product as uncharacterized. Bases 1 to 933 code for a protein of 310 amino acids. The record is from RefSeq and is a predicted model, not a curated record. Lineage: Eukaryota; Fungi; Ascomycota; Sordariomycetes; Glomerellales; Glomerellaceae. The transcript has a single exon.
AUGUCCACCGACAACUCCAACAACAACCCCAACACCAACAACAGCCCCCAGAACGAAAUGCACCGUCAGCGCCGCGGCUCCGUCACCCAGCAGGCCAUCGCCGGCCUCUUCAGAAGCAACUCAACCUCGACCGGUGCAGCUUUCCCCACAGGCACUGCCGAUGCUCAAAGACGUCGUCUGUCCGUCUCCACCGGUCUCGGCCUCACUGGCACUUCGCCCACUGGCCCCAACGCCUUCAACUCUCUUAGACGGGGAAGUCUUUCGACCAACUCCCAAGACUCCAUCGAUGAGAAUGCUGUCGACGAGGAGGAACUGCCUCCUAAUGCUCGCACCGCACCUACCACUCCCUUCACUCGCAGAAUGAGCUUUGGAGCUCAGGCGAUGCGCAACCUGCGCACCGGCGGUGGAAGUCCGGGAUCAAACGGUAACAACCCACCUGCUUCUGCUUCUACUCCUGCUUCCUCUUUGCCCAUCACGCCUGCUCCCACCGACAGACGCGGCAGCGUUAAUUCCCCGCGAAGCGUUGGGACCGGUGUGAAUGCCACGCCGCCCAACAGCACCUCGUCUAUCACAGCCGCCCUGUCGUCGGCCAGACGUGGCAGCAGUACUGCCCAGGCAAGCAAUGCACACAGACAAAGAUCAUCUUCUGACGUGUUCUCGCGCCCAGACCAAGGUUUCAACUGGUCCGAGCAGCUUAGAUCUCGCGCCGAGAGCUCCGUCCAGGGCUCACGACCAUCCUUUUCUUUCGGCUCCGGCCUCUCAACCUCGCCUCCUCGCGGCAUGCCCAACGGAAAUCACGACCGAACCAAGUCUGUUUCUGACAUGCCUGCUCCGCCCGCCCAGGCUGCUGCCAUGAAGCCUAAGGCUCCCGAGCGACCGAAGCCCGAUGCCUUCCAGGAACGCAUCCUGAAGGGCGACUUCUACAUGGACUGA